UUGUGUAUAAAUACACACACCCACGCACACACAAAGUUGCCCAUUGGAAGGACGUGACCGAGUAGUCAUCAUUAUCAGCUAUCUUACGGAGAAGAAUGGCGUCAAGACCAGGUUUUCUCACGGACUGGCCAUGGACACCUCUUGGAAGCUUUAAGUACUUGGUGUUGGCGCCGCUUGUUAUCGAUAGCAUCUACUCAUACGCGACACUGCGAGAUCACGAUAAACUUUUGGUCGUAGCGCUAAUGGUGUGGCGUAUUGUUCAUAGCCAGGCUUGGAUAAGUUUCUCCCGUUACCGAACUGCCAAGGGAACCACACGGAUCGUGAACAAAUCCAUAGAGUUUGAGCAAGUCGACAGAGAACGAACCUGGGACGAUCAGAUCAUCUUCAACACUAUCAUUGUUUACUUAGUCAAAGCGUACGUCAUAAGAAACAACCCCGUUCCCUUUUGGCGACUUGAUGGCGUGGUUCUAACCGUUCUCCUCCAUGCGGGUCCUGUUGAGUUCAUCUACUACUGGUUUCACCGAGCCCUUCACCAUCAUUACCUCUAUUCUCGAUACCAUUCACACCACCACUCCUCCAUUGUCACCGAACCCAUAACUUCGGUGGUACAUCCUUUUGCCGAACACAUUGGCUAUACAUUAAUCUUGGGGAUACCUCUAAUAACGUGUUUGCUAUGUGGAACGGUCUCUGUAGCCUCGCUCUUCCUCUAUUUAACUUACAUAGAUUUCAUGAACAACUUGGGUCACUGCAACUUCGAGCUCAUUCCAAAACCUUUCUUCUCUCUUUUCCCUCCUCUCAAGUUCAUCUGCUAUACUCCUUCAUUUCACUCGCUCCACCACACGCAAUUCAGGACAAACUACUCUCUAUUCAUGCCAAUGUACGACUACAUUUACGGUACUAACGACAAGUGCAGUGACUCAUUGUACGAAACGUCAUUAGAGAAAGAAGAAGAGAAGCCUGACGCAAUUCAUCUAACUCACCUAACAUCACUCGACUCUAUUUACCAACUCCGGCUUGGCUUUGCUUCCCUCUCCUCGCACCCUCUAUCUUCUCGGUGUUACCUAUUACUCAUGAGACCCUUCACUCUAAUCCUAUCUUUUAUACUGACUUCUUUCUCUUUUCGAACCUUUGUCUUUGAGAGAAACCGCUUCCGUGACCUCACCAUUCACUCCCACCUCCUUCCCAAGUUUUCAUCUCAUUACAUAUCGCAGCAGUGUAAAAAAUCUAUCAACAAAAUGAUAGAGACGGCUAUCAUUGAAGCGAACAAGAAGGGUGUGAAAGUAAUGAGUUUGGGGCUAUUGAACCAGGGAGAAGAAUUAAAUGGGUAUGGAGAAAUGUACGUAAGGAAGCAUCCAAAGCUAAAGAUAAGGAUAGUAGAUGGAAGCAGUCUUGCAGCCGAGGUGGUGGUUCAUAGUAUUCCUGUUGGCACGAGAGAAGUUCUCUUUCGAGGCCAAGUCACAAAAGUUGCUCGUGUCAUUGUCAUUUCUCUUUGCCAAAAUGGCAUCAAGGUGAUGGUGUUACGUGAGGAAGAGCAUUGCAUGCUAGCCGGAUACCUUGGCGGGCAUUGUAAAGAAAAUCUGGUGCUCACAACCAAUUACUCCCCAAUGAUUUGGUUGGUGGGAGAUGGGCUAAGCAGAGAAGAGCAGGAGAUGGCUACAAAAGGAACUCGUUUUCUUCCUUUCUCUCAGUUUCCUCCUACCCAACUUCGAAAAGACUGCUUUUACCAUACCACUCCAGCUAUGAUCAUCCCUGACUCUGCUCAAAACAUCGACUCUUGUGAGAAUUGGCUGGGGAGGAGAGUGAUGAGCGCGUGGAGAGUUGGUGGGAUAGUGCAUGCGCUUGAAGGAUGGGAGGAACACGAGUGUGGUCUUGACGGUCCAGUUGUUAAUCCUCCAAGAGUUUGGGAAGCUGCUCUUCGAAAUGGUUUUAAACCUCUGGUUUUGCCAUCUGUAGAGACCAAAGGAUUGAGCAAUUGUUACUAGUAAUUUAUUAAAUAAAUGUUGUACUAAAGACCAAAAGACUUUGUAAGAAGUAAACCGUAAGUUCGUAACUUGGCGACCGGUUGCAUUUGUCAUUUCACUUGAACUCUUUUAUUAAAAAAGAAUUAAUAAGGUUA
Brassica napus (rape) is the source of this 2116-nucleotide messenger RNA. Its product is annotated as protein CER1-like 2. The record is from RefSeq and is a predicted model, not a curated record. Lineage: Eukaryota; Viridiplantae; Streptophyta; Magnoliopsida; Brassicales; Brassicaceae. Gene Ontology annotation, molecular function: oxidoreductase activity; iron ion binding. Gene Ontology annotation, biological process: lipid biosynthetic process. The coding region runs from base 96 to 1982 and encodes 628 amino acids. The transcript is spliced from 9 exons.